This is a messenger RNA of Saccostrea cuccullata (small rock oyster), 432 nucleotides long. RefSeq lists its product as uncharacterized. The record is from RefSeq and is a predicted model, not a curated record. The coding region runs from base 31 to 348 and encodes 105 amino acids. The transcript has 3 exons. NCBI's taxonomy places the organism in Eukaryota, Metazoa, Mollusca, Bivalvia, Ostreida, Ostreidae.
UUUACCAGCUUGAUAAAGAGAAUUCCAGGAAUGACAUGUUGCUUUCUUCCUUACACUUCAUCGACAACCAGUCAAUUCACCUCAAGAGUUGUUACAUCCAAUGAUAUUCCCCAGUCUCCUUAUCGCACAGCGCCACAGGGACCUAACCCAGCCCUGCCCAAAGGUCCCAAUAGAUCACUUCUUAGCAAGGACAUUAUUCAAGCUACAGGUCCUAACAUGAAGCACAGAAGAGGACCAGACCCCCAUAAUGUUGGGAUGAGGGUAGUUGCGGUGGGCCCAAAUCCAGCUUUGGUACAGGGCCCAAUCAAUGUACUGAAUGGACGUUCAAUGCUUGUAACCUCCUUGUAAUAAUUUGAAAGGAAUUGUUAAAACAUUAUUGUUCUGAUCAGAUGCUCAAUUAAUUGACAUGCAGAGAAACAUCUAUCAGAGAAU